ACUGUCGCUGUGUGAUGACGCCAGCCAUUGGCGUUUACUAUGGCGGCUAUCUGCUAAUUGGAAGAAAAAUGGGGGUUUUAUAGCUGCAAGAACAUUCAUAGUUUGACGAAAAAUAGGCAAGAGACAAGUGCUUCAGAAUGACCAAUAGAACAUCUUAUUUUUAUGACCCAGACGUGGGCAACUUUCAUUACGGUGCUGGUCAUCCCAUGAAACCUCACCGUUUGUCUCUGACUCACAGUCUGGUGCUGCACUAUGGGCUCUACAAGAAAAUGAUGGUGUUUAAGCCAUAUAAAGCCUCACAGCACGACAUGUGUCGGUUCCACUCUGAGGACUACAUCGACUUCCUGCAGAAAGUCAGCCCCAAUAACAUGCAGGGCUUCACAAAGAGCCUGAACACAUUCAAUGUUGGAGACGACUGUCCUGUUUUUCCAGGUCUCUUUGAGUUUUGCUCAAGAUACACAGGAGCAUCGUUACAAGGAGCUACACAGCUCAACCACAAGAUCUGUGACAUUGCCAUUAACUGGGCCGGAGGUUUGCAUCACGCCAAAAAAUUUGAGGCGUCUGGGUUCUGCUAUGUCAACGACAUCGUUAUCAGUAUACUGGAGCUGCUCAAAUACCACCCCAGGGUGCUGUACAUCGACAUAGAUAUUCACCAUGGUGAUGGCGUACAGGAGGCCUUUUAUCUGACAGACCGCGUCAUGACUGUUUCCUUCCACAAGUAUGGGAACUACUUUUUCCCAGGAACAGGGGACAUGUAUGAGGUAGGGGCAGAAAGUGGACGUUACUACUGCCUCAACGUACCUCUGAGAGAUGGAAUUGACGACCAGAGCUACAGGCAGCUGUUCCAGCCAGUUAUUAAACAGGUGGUGGAUUUCUACCAACCCACCUGCAUUGUCCUACAGUGCGGGGCUGAUUCUCUAGGCUGUGACAGACUGGGCUGUUUCAACCUCAGUAUACGAGGACACGGUGAGUGUGUAGAGUUUGUAAAGAGUUUUAAGAUUCCCCUGUUGGUCCUGGGAGGAGGGGGAUACACAGUGAGGAAUGUGGCUCGCUGCUGGACGUUUGAGACGUCUCUGUUAGUGGAUGAAUCCAUCAGUGAUGAGCUGCCUUACAGUGAGUAUUUCGAGUACUUUGCUCCAGACUUCACACUUCACCCUGACGUCAGCACCAGGAUAGAAAACCAGAACUCCAGACAGUACUUGGAGCAGAUCCGUCAGACAGUUUUUGAGAACUUGAAGAUGCUGAACCAUGCGCCCAGCGUCCAGAUCCACGAUGUUCCCUCUGACAUGUUGAGCUACGAACGCAACGACGAGCCAGAUCCUGAUGAGAGGGGAGCUGAGGAAAACUACACCAGGCCAGAGGCAGCUAAUGAGUUCUAUGACGGUGACCACGACAACGACAAAGAGAGUGAUGUAGAAAUUUGACAUGUUACAGUCAAAGGAUGAUUCUUUCUGAAAUUAUCCUCUGUUUGAAUCGGCUGCAGUUUCCUCACAUCUCAGUAUGAUAAGAGCAACACAAGGCAGCACUUUUUGCGCACAACUUUUUUCCAGAAUUUUUUUUUUCUUUUAGCAUUACUGUCAACCCUUGGGGCUUAGAAUGAAAGAUUAACUGCCAAACUUUAGAUGAAGAGAUAUAAAAAAUUUCUGGUAAAAAUACCGGAAUAUACAAAUACAGACUUUCUUAUAACCUCAGUGUAGGUUUUGUCUGAACACUGGGCUGCAUCAGAUUCAAUCAGAAACCACUCUUCUGUCUUUUCAUUCCUUUCCUUUUGUCAUAACUGUAUAAAUGUGUGUUGAUGAGGCUGCCAGUGUGGUUGUUUUCAAUGAUCUCAUGUUGCUGCAUUGUAUGUUUAUUUACACAUAUAUGUGAUCAGUUUGAAGCUGCAGUAGAGUCUGUUUGCUGUCUAUCACUGAAGUCCUCUUUUAGUCUGAAACCGCUUUUUGUCAUUUUUUUGAUAAUGUUGUCUGUAGCUUUUGUUUUUAAUAAAAGAAAAACACA
Molecule: messenger RNA, 1998 nt
Organism: Sphaeramia orbicularis (orbiculate cardinalfish)
Lineage: Eukaryota; Metazoa; Chordata; Actinopteri; Kurtiformes; Apogonidae
Gene: hdac3
Product: histone deacetylase 3
Exons: 15
Coding region: 138-1424 (428 amino acids)
Biological process (GO): epigenetic regulation of gene expression
Molecular function (GO): histone deacetylase activity
Source: RefSeq, a predicted model, not a curated record